CAUCACCUGAAGAAACUUGAAGGUCGCAGAUUGGAUUAUGACUACAAAAAAAAGCGCCAGGGGAAAAUACCAGAUGAGGAGCUGCGACAAGCUUGGGAAAAGUUCAUUGAGUCUAAAGAUGUGGCAGAGACCAGCAUGCUCAACCUUCUGGAUACUGAUGUGGAGCAAGUCAGUCAGCUUUCAGCAUUGGUGGAAGCGCAGUUGGAUUAUCACAGGCAAACUGUGCAAAUUCUGGAUGAAUUAUCUGACAAGUUAAAGGACAGAGUUCGUGAAGCCUCCUCUAGACCUAAAAGAGAAUAUAAACCUAAGUCCACAGAAACCUAUGAUUAUUCUGACAAUGAACAGUCCAACGGUGGAAUCUCAUGCAACUCUUCAGUCAAGGCACCAGUUUCAUCCUCAUUUCGCUCAGAAAAACCAGCCAAAGCACCAAGCAUACGCAGCUCAAACACUUGUAAACACAUGUCAACGCAACAUGUGCAAACGCAUCCGGGCCGGUGCGAUCACAUGACGAGUGCCGGUGAUGUGAGCGCGACGGGUGAAAGCCGGGAUACGGAGACUAUGGCUGGGGACGAGCUGGCAUCCAGGUUGAACCGUUCAGAAGAAGACAUGAAGGGAAUUUUCAAACA
Messenger RNA from Nanorana parkeri, 626 nucleotides. RefSeq names its product endophilin-A2-like. The record is from RefSeq and is a predicted model, not a curated record. Gene Ontology annotation, molecular function: protein binding. Lineage: Eukaryota; Metazoa; Chordata; Amphibia; Anura; Dicroglossidae. The annotation marks the transcript as partial. Gene Ontology annotation, cellular component: cytoplasm. The transcript is spliced from 5 exons.